This is a messenger RNA of Aspergillus nidulans FGSC A4, 1587 nucleotides long. Its product is annotated as DNA replication factor Cdt1 C-terminal domain-containing protein. NCBI's taxonomy places the organism in Eukaryota, Fungi, Ascomycota, Eurotiomycetes, Eurotiales, Aspergillaceae. The transcript has a single exon. The record is from RefSeq and is a predicted model, not a curated record. The coding region runs from base 1 to 1587 and encodes 528 amino acids.
AUGCCUCGCACCUCCACUCUCACGCGGAGCCGCUCAGCACGCCUUCCUCAAGCGCAAACGCAGCCGCAACUAGGGAUUCAGAGUUUUGCAAGAGCGACCAAGCCGGGUUGUAGCUCGGUAGCGGAAGGGAAGAAGGACCUAGAGGCGAAGCGGUCGACGUUACCUGUCUCACCUUCCAAGAAGCGAAAAUUGCACGAGCUCCAGAAUGUUGAUUUUGUCGUUAGGGAACAAGGGCAGGGGAAGGAAGCUCUUCAGGAUACGGAGGAGAACCAGGAGAAUAAUAAUGUGGACUUGUUGACAUUAACACCGUCGAAAUCGUUAAAGUUCAGUUCGUUGUCUGUUUCGUCACCGCGCAGUGGUCAUUAUGUCGCUUGCUCUACAUCUCCGUCUAUAUCUCCUUCGCGCUCGACGCGCUCGACACGCUCGACACAAGAUGCGGUUAUCCGGGAGGACGAUUCUGUGCCGUCUACACCGACGAAGCGUGUGACUGCGCCUGCGCCUGUGACGCAAAGAGCGAAGACAACUGCGCCAUCUCCGCGUUCGUGCCCAUCUAGCCGGUCUGCUACGCGUCCGGCUUGCGUUGAGGAAAUCAUCAGCCUGCAUUCGGCGUUUCUCAAGGCGUUGACGAUCCACGCUGCACACCGCGGUGUUGCUGCGCCAGCUGACUUAAGGGAAUUUCUACCUAGCAUCCAGCGGAUAUGGAAGAAAAGGAAGGUAGUUGUAAAGGACUUGCAGCGGCUUCUGUGGAUAUGGCGCCAGGGUCCGGGAUGUGUGUUUCGAAUUGCGAAUCAUGGGCUUGGCCGAGUUUGUCUGGAGAGGGCUGCUGGGCGAACGGAGCAAAUUGAUGACGAGGCAAAAAUGCAGGGACGGUUUGAGGAGGCGGUUAGUUUGCUUUAUAGACAAGCUUCGGAACAGGCCGAGGGGGAGGGUGAGGUAGAUUUUCUGGCGACGCUGGGACUGGCAUCAAUUGAGGAGUCUUUGACGCCGUUUACGGCGCUCCGGAAGGGGCAGCAGCGGCUGCAGGAUCUGAAAGGGGGUGUUAUCAAGGUGAAAAUGGAUGUGCUUUUGGCCGAGGCCGCUGGUGAUGAAGCGUCUGGAAUUACGCCCGCGAGGAUGCGUGACGCGACGACAAGUCGGCGGCAGGGUCUGUUUGAUCGGAUCAAGAACAAGGAGCUGCGUCAGUCGAAGCUGCCUCCCCCACCGUCGAAAGAGGUGCUGCUUCGUCGUGCUGCGGCUGGGCGCGUUGAGGAAGUUGCCAGUGUCCUUGCUCUUCUGCGGCCGGCCGGGUAUGUGGGCAGUGGCCCGACGGCGAGAACAGUCGCCCAGCGGACUCCAUUUUGUCUAGAGACUAUUGUCCGGAAUGUACAAGACUCCACGCGGAACCCUAUCUCGGAGCAAGAGGUGGAAGCGUGUUUGGAGAUCCUGUCCCGGGAAGACGUUGCUGGCCACUGGGUGAGCAUUGUUAUUGUGAACCAGCUCAAGUCGGUUGUUUUGAGGUCGUGCGGAGAUGUCCAGCUGAAGGACAUUGGGGCCAAGGUGGCCCAGUUGAAACCGGGGUGGGAGGAAACCCCAAAAUUAAUCAUUUGA